GGAGAGGCAGAGGCGAGGGAAAUCUCAAAGUAGAGUGCAAAGUCUGAAAUUCACUCCUGAGGAUUGUAGUUGACUUUCUUUGGCUGAAAACUGCUUCGCGCUGUCUGUAUCAACUGGACCGACGACUUGCGAGGUCUUCGGAGUUUCCAGCAGCACUCCCCGGUGUAUUCCUCCACUGCUCCGCGGUCAGAACCACCCAGCCGACCCGGGUCAGCACUGCUCCACUCCAGGGCCCGAGCCCGCUACAGAGACACCCUCUGUCCGAGCCGCUCACCAUGGCAGGGGCCGGUGGUGGGAACAGUGAUGUGCAGUGGUGCUUUUCCCAAGUCAAAGGAGCGAUAGAUGAUGAUGUCGCUGAAGCUGACAUCAUAUCCACUGUUGAAUUCAACCACUCUGGGGAGCUACUGGCCACUGGGGACAAAGGAGGUCGUGUUGUCAUCUUUCAGCAGGAGCCAGAGAGUAAGAAUCAGCCGCAGUGCAGAGGAGAGUAUAAUGUUUACAGCACCUUCCAGAGCCACGAGCCUGAGUUUGACUACCUGAAAAGCCUUGAGAUCGAGGAGAAGAUCAAUAAGAUUCGAUGGUUGCCUCAGAAGAACGCAGCACAGUUCCUUUUGUCUACAAAUGACAAAACCAUAAAGCUGUGGAAAAUUAGUGAGCGCGACAAGAGACCAGAGGGCUACAAUUUAAAGGAAGAAGAUGGGCGCUACAGAGAUUUUAAUACUGUCACAACACUACGGGUACCAGUAUUCAGGCCCAUGGACUUGAUGGUGGAAGCCAGCCCUAGACGAGUGUUUGCGAAUGCUCACACCUACCAUAUCAACUCCAUUUCAGUCAACAGUGAUUGUGAGACGUACCUGUCUGCAGAUGACCUGCGUAUUAACCUAUGGAAUCUGGAGAUCACGGAUCGCAGCUUUAAUAUUGUUGACAUAAAGCCAGCCAAUAUGGAGGAGCUGACAGAGGUGAUCACAGCAGCAGAGUUUCACCCCAACCAAUGCAACACUUUUGUCUACAGCAGCAGCAAAGGCACCAUCCGCCUGUGUGACAUGAGGGCAUCGGCACUCUGCGACAAGCACGCCAAACAGUUUGAAGAGCCAGAGGAUCCGAACAAUCGUUCGUUCUUUUCUGAAAUCAUCUCAUCCAUCUCUGACGUAAAGUUCAGCCACAGUGGACGCUACAUGAUGACCCGCGACUAUCUGUCCGUCAAAAUCUGGGAUCUCAACAUGGAGUCCCGGCCAGUAGAGACAUAUCAGGUGCACGAAUAUCUCAGAAGUAAAUUGUGUUCACUCUAUGAGAAUGACUGCAUCUUCGACAAGUUUGAGUGCUGUUGGAAUGGGAACGACAGCGUUGUGAUGACCGGUUCAUACAACAACUUCUUCAGGAUGUUCGAUCGAGGCUAUCGGCAGGACGUAACCCUAGAGGCGUCGCGGGAGAACAGCAAACCACGAUCGAUACUGAAACCUCGCAAAGUAAGCACAGGGGGGAAGCGCAAAAAGGAUGAGAUCAGUGUAGACAGUCUGGACUUUAACAAGAAGAUCCUCCACACUGCGUGGCAUCCUCUGGACAACAUCAUCGCUGUGGCCACCACUAACAAUCUGUACAUAUUCCAAGAAAAACUAAACUAGCAUUUGUUGAACCGCUCAGAUCCCAGUUUCCGCUCACGCCCCACUGCUCUUAUAUACUCAUACAAACGAUAUCUGUCUGCUUUUGGCUAAAUCCCCGAGUCUUGAUAUGAUCUGCCCUCACUGACGUUAGUAUUUAAUGUGACAAGACAACAAACAGUGGCAUUAACAGAGUACAUCCCAGGACACUGUCAGAAGCACAUUUUUCUUGUGUAUGACAAAUAUAAACAUGCAGGCUUUGUAGAUCUGAGUUGAGAAUUUGGGAUUUAGCAUCUAAUGGUUUUCGCCAUUAGGAGCACUCUACUCACCAAGCUAAAGUUUGCUACUCCACUACAUCCCAGACCAAAGGGAAAAUGUGUUUAACACACAUAUUUGGCUAGUUUGUUUCAAUAUUCUUUUGUGCCAUCAUGAUUCAUUUCUAUGUCAUAGCUACCAACUGUUAGGUUUUUGAGGCUACCAUGUUUUACUAGUUUGAAUAGGAAAUGAUUUCUUCCAUUCAUGUCUUUCUGUCACCAAGUCCCUUCUCGUGCUGCUCUGAAACACAGUGCUAAUACACGCUGUCUACACUCCAUAGUUGCCCCUAGUAUUUGUCAAGUUGCCAAGUUCACUCAUCAUUUCUUUCCUUAUGUACAGUAUGGUUAUGGCUGUUAAAGGACUAUUCUCGUAUUUAUCAUGUUCUAGCUCAAUCUCUACAAAUAGUGUAUAAUUACAUUACUGCUAACCCUUGUCCGCAGCAUACCAGUGUUUAUUAGAUGGUUCUUAUUCAUUUCUCUACAGUAAGAAAGUCAGCAAACUGACUUGACUUGUAUUUUAUCACAGUGAACUUUUUGUUAUCUUUGAUCAAGUCAGAGUAAAGCCAUGUUUCCACCAAAUACUUGCGGUAUAAUACCCUAAGAACCAGCGCGUAAUCUGUAACCUGUAACUGCAUUUGUGCUAAGCGUUUCCACUGCAGACAGUCCUCGUAAAUCUAGGCGGUGUUUUACAGGAUAACAAUAGCUUCAUCACUGUUCCGUCCAGCUCUCGCUAUAUUUCCUCUUCACAGACGAUGCAGAGGAACGUCCGUGGAACAGAGUUGUGCACUGGCAUUUUCAGAACAAAAAAGAGCAGGCUGGAGUGUUGACAGUCUCUGUCGUAAACGAUGGGAUAUUUGAAAAUAGCAGUUUUGUGCAGUGAGUUCUUGUAAAGCGAGAGCCUUCGUUAUCUCGUGACCAAUCAGUGGAAUGCAGUGUUUCUGGCUCCACCGGUUAGGAUUGGAUCAGUGUGCUACAUACCUCAACAGAAGGGCGAUGAAAAACAUGAUGGAGGGAAACGGUUCUAUCGGUACCAUCCACAGCUUUUGACAAUGGAAACACAAAAAUAACCGUCCAAUGUGUAACAAACUUAACUGAACAGGACUUCUUGGUGGAAACUAGGCCUAAUUGUUCCGUGAUUUAACAGCUGUAAGCAGAAGAGCUCAGUUCAAGCAUCCUGCAACGUCUGACAUAAAAGUUAAGUUACUUAAAAUCAACCUUUCAAAUGCAGAAAACAGUAAAAUCAACCUUUCCCCUAUUAAUACAUCCACGUUUCUUAAUUUUGUCUUCUCGAGGCUCUGAUACAGUAGCUUGUAAAUACAUUGGCUUUUGAUGAGCUGAUGCUCAAAACUGGAACGCUGGAUUGUCGUCAGCAUAUUAUCAUCAGGAUUUCAAACCAAUACCUGGUCUCCGCUACGUUACCAGAGUCUGAUUAAAUGUUCACUGACACGGAUCUUUUAUCUAUGUUUCAAGCCUUAAUGGUGAUUUUCUUUAUGCACUUAAAGGUGUACGUUUAGGAAAAUGGUCAGCAGUAAUGUAUAUAUAAUGUGUAGAUAAUGGCAAAAAAAACAUGAAAAGAAACACCAACAUAGUCCUUUGACAUGGUCACAAGAAUGCUGUGCGCACACAUUUGUGAGGUAUUGUGGUUUUUUGGAGUUGGAAGAAGGCUAAUCAUGCCAAAGUAACCAGUCCUACACAUCCUUAGGUUAUGCUCAUUUAGAGCUGUCUUGCAGACCAGGUGCCCCUGCUCGUGUGUGGACCCCGUUAUGAAGCUCAGGACAAACGCUUAUAUAAGUGUAAGGGCAUGAUGGCAUGAUGUAGCCUAAUUCUCUCGUGGUCGGUGGCACUAAAAGUUGAGUGCCCAUGCCAGCUUCCCCACAAAGCCUGCUGUAUUGUUGCAAAUUGAUUGAUCGCUUUAAUCUCUGGAUCUAGUUUCUGUUUGUAGAGUUUUUUUUAAUGAUGUUUUGUACUGUACCUGAUGAUAAAAGAAGAAAAAUCACUAUAGCUGAUUUAUUUUUGUAUAAAUUAAGGCAAUAGGAUUACAGUCUGAUCACUGUAGUUUCUUUAGCUGUUUAUCUCGGACUGAUUGUCGAUGGAAAUGUCGCCUGAUCCGGUGACCUUUUUGUCACGACUCUGGGACAUUUUGUUCAUUCUGGCAGGAAUUUUAAAAGCUAGACUUUUCGUGACAUCGAGAGAGAGUGUGAUGUUUCUCACGUGGGAUGUCCAAAGAAAAGUAUUUUCAGGUGUCAGUACCUCUUUAGUCAUAAGCACUAUAACAGUUUAUUUUUUUAAUUUGGCUGACUGUAACUGAUGUUUGUGUAGAUCUUAUUUGAAUGCUUCAGAGCUAAUUUGGAUAUUCUGUUUUUGUGCCAUGGUUUUUGUUUCCUGAUGAUUUUCUCGCUGUGAAAGAACAGGCCCCCCCGUGGGUCUAAAUGGGAAAGACAUAUUUAAUCAACAUUUAAUGUUAAAACUGUUAACGCUCUCUAAAGCUAGUCAUGUCAGUUGACUACACAGAGUUACUUAUUUUCAAUGAUAUUAUGAAAUGUCUUCUCUCUCCUGGAGAAUACAGAGUUGUUUAUUUAAAAAAGGAGAAUUUGUAAGGCACUUGCAGGUGACUGUUGAAUAGAAGUGUUCAUAAAUGACUGCUUUGAACAUGUAAAAAUACUUUAUAAAUUUAAGUCUGCUGUUUCUCUGCUACAAUAUGCUUCAGUCAAACCAAUUCUCUUCUGGAGCAAACAGGUCGAUUACAGUGCAGUUUUACUCUUCGUUAAAUGUACACUUUAGGACAGAUUAAGCCAUUGAAUCAGAACAUGAAGUUUAUUGAUCCACAGGAUCAUAUUUUUGUUAGUCAAUGUGUCAAUUUCACCUUUUAAGAGAACCGAUUUCUAAUCACCAAGAUACCACCGAAAUAACCACCCAUCUUCACUGAUGGUGUGAAGCUACUGCUGAGUGUCGCUCUCUCAGGGCUUGUGGGUAAUGUCCUCUACAAAUAAGACACUUUGCUAAUCUCUCUUUUUUAAUUUUUGAAAAACAACUUUUCUUUAUUGUCUGAUGCAAGGUUGCGCGAGGUUCAUUUGAAUUAUUUGCAUUACGCCACACACGUGUAAACCUGUAUUUUGUGGCACCUUUGUCCCAUUCCAUGAUCAAGGAUGAUCCAAUCAAUUAGCCAACAAUCAACAAGGAGAGUUUUUUAUUCAAAAUAAGAGAUCAAUGAUCAGCUUUUUCUCGACAUUCGUCCAAAGGAAGCAUUUACUCAAUUAUUUUUCAAUAGCUAUUGCUUUAGCAACCUGUUAGAAGAUGUGAGAAAUGCUUGAAAAUUUAAAAAAAAAUCUGUUUUUUUAAAAUGCUAUUGGAGCAAAAUUGACAAGAUUUCUCAAAAAAAAAAAAAAAAAAAAAAAAAAUCAGGUAACAUUGGCUUUUCAAAAAUCCCGUCUUUGCAGAUGCAGCAGAGGCGGUCAUCACAGACUGUAUGAGUGUUGGAGCAUUAUUUAAAAAACAGUUACUGGCAUUCAUAAAAGAUGAACAAUUAACCGAUAUACGUCACUUUCCCCUCAUUGUCUUCAUAGCUGUUGUUCAAGGCUACAGUGUAAACCACAAAGAACCCUAAUGCCUUCUCUUAUAGCGUUAAAAAAAAAAAGAUAAUCAAGUAUGUUUCUUGGACUCUGGCAUGCCAGACAGGCGACUGCUCAGGGGAAUUUACCGCUGCUCUGUGAUCAAAACCUUUACUUUUGGAGAAAAAAAACAGCUUUUCAGGACUUUUAAAUACUGCCUUAUUCACAGGUAGACCAUACACUUUUUGAAAUUCAAGUUGCUAUAAUGUUUUUUGAACCUUGGGUCUUGAUAUCUCAAGGAAACGGUCUAAAUUGGAGUUGUGAGGUUUUUCCACUUGAAGCAGCAUUAUAUACAUGUCUAAUGUAUCACAGGUGUUAAAAGAAAAUGCACUUUUUAUUUUUGUGAAUUUCAUUAAUUUGUAUGUUUUCGUUAAUUUCUUUCAAGGGGCUCUUGAAUAAAGAUUGUAGGAGAGUUUUGGUGAUCUGUGUGGGAGGGGAGGGGGCUACAAAUGGUUCAUUGUACAGCGAUGUUUUUGUCUUUGUCAAAUGGAAUAAAGUACAAUUUAGAUGAAAAGUAAUAAAGAAUUUCAAACCU
Molecule: messenger RNA, 6055 nt
Organism: Plectropomus leopardus (leopard coralgrouper)
Lineage: Eukaryota; Metazoa; Chordata; Actinopteri; Perciformes; Serranidae
Gene: ppp2r2aa
Product: protein phosphatase 2, regulatory subunit B, alpha a
Cellular component (GO): protein phosphatase type 2A complex
Molecular function (GO): protein binding; protein phosphatase regulator activity
Source: RefSeq, a predicted model, not a curated record